GAGAGAGAGGGUAGACAGGACGAGAGAGAGGGUUGAGAGAGAGAGGGAAAGAGAGCCACGAGGAGGGGUUGUGAGUCUGGAUGUAUGCAGUAACUUGGUGGGACUGGGGGGGAAUGAUAUUGGUACUGGGAUGACCCCCCACCAACAAAGAGACACUGGAGGGACCAAUACAGACAAUCACAACAACCCUCCAAACCACAACCCACCCAAAAUCCUGCCUGUCUCUGGCAAACUAGAGCAGAACAACUCCGGGCUGGUUCGUCCUUCUGCCUUCAAACCAGUGGUUCCCAAAAGCUUUCACUCCAUGCAGAACCUCAUAGGCCAAACCACUAGUGGUGAGGGUAGGGGUGCGGGGGGGCGUAGAGAUGGAGGAGCAGGGGGAGGAGAACCAGGGGCAGUUCCAGAGGCCCUCAUUCUAGACCAGGACAGCCCAGGAAGAGGCAGCUGCCGGGCAGAGGGAGCAGGAGGGGGUGAGGGAGCAGGAGGGGUCCAGGGGGGGAUGUCAGAUUCGGGGAGAAACUCCUUGACCAGCCUGCCCACCUACACAGGCUCUGGGUCGGGCUAUGUGCCCCCAGGGGCCCUGGGUACUCUCAGUGCUUCUACCAGCCAUAUCAACAGACUGGGGACCACAGCUGGAGCUGCAGCGGCUCAGGACAAGCUGGAGAAACCAGGCUACCAGAAUGGGCUGAGUGCCUCGGACAGUGGCCACUCCUCUUCAGGAAAGAGCUCCUCAUCCUAUCAGAGGCUGAGCCACCUGGGGGACACCCCAGCACCCCUUCGCCCCUCGCCUUCCUCUGAUGACGUCAUCCAAGACCUGGAGGACCGGCUCUGGGAGAAGGAGCAAGAGGUGCAGCACAUGCAUCGUAACUUGGACCAGAGCGAGGCAGCCAUCGUCCAGGUUUUUGAGGAGAAGCAGCGCGUGUGGGAGAGACAGAUGGAAGAGCUGCGACAGAACUAUGCCUCCCGCCUGCAGCAGGUGACCACACAUUCCACAGCGGCAUUAACCAAUAAGAAUCCACCAAAUGUUGUUCGUCUCUUCCUCUGUGUACAGGUGACGCGCCGCGCCCAGCGCUCCCAGAAUGCCCUGCAGGCCCAGAUCACCCGUCUGUCGCAGGACAAGCGGCGCCUGCAGGAGGAGAUGCCUGCCUUGCUGGCCCAGAGAGAAGAGCUGGAGAGGAAGUGUCUGGACUUCAAGAAGGAACAGGCCGACAUACUGCCACGCCUGGAGGAGACCAAGUGGGAGGUAUGUCAGAAAGCGGGGGAGAUCUCCCUGCUGAAGCAGCAGCUGAGGGAGAGCCAGGUGGAGGUGACCCAGCGGGCGGGAGAGAUGGUGGCCCUCAGGGGUCAGCUGAAAGAGGCCAACGCUCAGCUGAGAGACCGGGAGGAGGUCAUGCUGGGCCUCAAGGACUCCUACACCAACAAGAGCCUGGAGCUGGAGCGCUGCCAGGGAGAGCUGAGGAGGACGCUGACUGAGGUGUCUAUCCUGAGGGAGAAGCUGGGUGUGUUUGAGGUUGAGGUUCUGGGUCUUAAACGAACUCUGGGGGAGCUGGGCGGAGCGGUUGAUCCUGCAAUAACACAAACCCUAGCAGCAGGAGGGCUACUCCCCCCCUGGGGGGCUCUCUACUGCCUCCGCACCCCCACUGAGCCCUCAUCCACCCCCCUUACCCACACCUCAGAUGCCCUGCUCAGCUUUCAGAGUGAUGAGGCAAAAGCCCAGAGGCAAGAGACACAGAGACAGGAGAGGCAGCAGCGUGAAGAGGCCCAGUGGUGUGACAUGCAGCCACGCCAGGAGGCCCAUCUCCGUCAGGAGGCUCAUCUCCACCAGGAAUCCCAACUGCGUAAGGAAGCUCAACUUCGUCAGGAAGCCUACUUGCGUCAGGAGGCCCAGCAGCAGCAGCAGCGCCAGGAGGCCCAGUGGGAGGAAUCAGGGAACCUGCGUGAGCAGCUGGAACAGCUCCAGGGGGCCUUACGUCUAGAACGUCAGCAGAGAGAGCUCCAAGCCCACAGUUUUGACCAGGAGCGACACACCUGGAUUGACGAGAAGGAGCGUGUGCUGAAAUACCAGGCGCAGCUUCAGGUCAGCUAUGUGGAGACUCUACAGAAAAACCAGGCUCUAGAGCAACAGGUGGGACAGCUGGGGACCAAACUUACCCCCUCCCCAUCUUCCAGCUCCCCUCCCCCACCACCAGCCCUGUCAACCCUCCCUCCCCUGCCCGCCGUCCCUCUCCCUGCCCCCAUUGCACUCACCCUCUCACCCCUGCACUGUGAGGACCAGAAAGGCCCCCCUUCCCUCCUCCAGCUGCCCUCACCCUGGGCAGGGCCCUCACGCCUGGAGAGGAUAGAGUCCACUGAGAUUUAGAGAGGCUCCAUUCUACUGAAUAUCAACUUGAUUACAAACAACAAAAGACAUAUUAAACUACAAAACAGAACUGCAACGCAAACUGUACCAUUGCAUAUUGUACAGUUAAAACAACCAAUGCAAACUGAACAGCAGAGAACAAUACAAUAGAGUUUAGACUAUGAACACAAACUAUAAUUGAAUACAAUACAGUAUUAAAGAAAACAACAGAAAAACAAACUGAAAGGCUACAUUAUAGAAUGCAAUGUAAACUACAUUACAAGCAAAGUACACUAUAUCUGAAUAUUAAAACUAAACUACUCAAUCCUGUCAAUGAUAAAGUGUCCAUUGCUUACCAGGCAGUCUUGGUGGGAAGCAGUGACACUCAGAUGGAAGCAAGAUUGGCACCAAAAGUUCCAAGAUGAUAACAUUCUAGUUUGAAUGCAAAUAACCAUGUUAUUGUUCUGGGAGGCUUGGUACCAACCUGGAGGGUAGUUUGCCAAAAUGCAUGUCUAUGAUAAUGGGACAUGAAGUCGGGGAAAACAGAAUCAUAUUUUAGAGGAUAAUCAGGGGCGAUGUUUUCCAGAAUGUGCUUGUCUUUUCCAUUUCUGGGCCGAUGUUUCUCUCAGAAGGUGUGUGAGAGGAUUGUGAUGAGAAAGUGGAUGUGUCUGGAAAGUGAAAAUUGUGGAUGAAAAAUCCAAAGUGGUUUUUAAUAGGAGGAAAUUAGGAGAAUAGUAGUAUAGUUGAUUGGUUGGUUCCGUUUCAGCUCAUUUCCUGAAGUGGCUUGAGAUGAAAUGUAGUCGAACUCUGAAUGAUUCUUAAUGUAGAUUCAGGGAUAUUGGAGAACCUCCCACUAGGCACAGAUGUCAUUUCAACGUCUCUUCGACAUUGGUUCUUCGUCAUUUCAUUGAAACGAUGUGGAAACGACAUUGAUAAAACCAGUAUGUGCCCAGUGGGCUGGCUCUCUGGCACUACAAACUGUCCGCGGUGACUAAAGAUGAACACAAGGGGUCCGCAUUGAGCUGUGUCAGACCUCCCCACCAGCAGAGAAAAUUACUUGACACGGGAAACACACUGGCUUUACUCGGAUAUUGUCAUUAUUUAUACUUUCAAGAUCAUGCUUUUAUGACGCAAGAGUGGGAGGAGAGGAGAAGACCAAGUGACAAGAGUGAGCAGAAAGAAUGAGGUGAAAAAAGUGAGGACAGAGCUGAAACUGACUUCAUAUGUAAAAAUAGGAGGCAAGUGAGAGUACAGUAGUGGAAGAAUGAGAGCUUGGUCCAGAGAAAGGCUGAAUUAACUUUCACCCACCCAGCCCUUUCAAAUCAGCAAGGGUGCCAGUUUUCAAAAUGGGAUGCAUCCCAAAGAGUUAGAGAGCCAGACAAAGGAAGACAUUGCCUUCCCUAGGUAGGGUUCAGACUUACUGCACUAUGUCCUAUUGAGGAGAUCAGACCGAAAGUAGACUCGAUUAGAUGUGAAUAGUAUGGCUUUUAUGUGUUCAUGUUUAUUCCAGCAUACCAAGAUACUGCGUGUGAAUAUUUAAAGAAAUCAAAUUAUUACUAUUACAAUUGUUAUUAUUAUUCUUGUGAAUCGGACAAGUAUUAUAAGCUUUUCUUGAAUGUUUCUUAACUGUAUGAAUGCUAGUUUAGAUCUACUACAUGGUUCAACCAUAUUGUAAGAAUAUGUCGAAAAUCAACUACUAACAAUAUCAACUAUAUCCAAAGCCGUUGUUAGUUUCUUUUUUUGUUGUUGGUGAUGUCAAUGUAAUUACUGUAUUGUUUUAGAGGGGAAAUUGCCACCAAUGUUUUUGUACUUAUUUUAACGGUUUGUAUUUAUGUUACUGUAAUGGCUUGAUGAAGAUCACUCCUGGGUAAAAUCAAACAGAAUCAAUAAAGAUGCAAGGA
Molecule: messenger RNA, 4239 nt
Organism: Salvelinus sp. IW2-2015
Lineage: Eukaryota; Metazoa; Chordata; Actinopteri; Salmoniformes; Salmonidae
Product: leucine zipper putative tumor suppressor 3-like
Biological process (GO): regulation of dendritic spine morphogenesis
Cellular component (GO): dendritic spine
Source: RefSeq, a predicted model, not a curated record